AACAUGCCUUUUUCCAAAUUCACAUCAUCAAUUUUACGAUAAUCAAGUGCCUGAACAAUCAACGAAUAAUAAUAAUAAUAAUAAUGAUGAUGAUUAUACUAACCGAAUAUUCUAUCCACAACAUCAUUAUCAUUAUAAUCAGCAACAAGAACAACAAACACAACAAGAUUCUUCUGUAAUAUAUCCAUCAACGACCAUGAUGAUGAGCUCGAGGCCAUUAUAUAAUAAUGAUGAUUUACAAAAUAAUCAUUAUCAUUAUCAAUACCAGCAACAGCAGCUGCAACAACAUCAUCAUCAAUCUGGUAAUGGUUAUGAUAAUUACAAUUAUUCGCCUGAUUUAAAUCAACAACAACAAAGACGAAGAAAUCGUUCACAGCAACCACCACCACCAUCAUCAGAACAAUCAUUAUUGGAAUCUGGUUCAUCAUCAUCAAUCAUAAUUAAUGAACAACAACACCAACAACAACAACAACAACGACAACGUCGUUGGUCAGAUGGUAAUCAUCGUCUAAGUCAGAUUGAUCAAGAAUAUUUUAGACAAUAUCAAAAUAUUGAUCCACAUACUAUCGAUACAUCAUCAUCGAUAUAUAUGGCACCAUCGAUGGUCAUAUGUCAAUGUGGUCAUUGUUAUUAUGGUCAAUUUAAUAAUAAUUCAAAUAAUUAUUUUGAUACAAGACAACAACAACAACAACAGCUACCACCACCUCCACAACCAUCAUCAUCAUCAUCAUCAAAACCUCGUGUAUCUUUUGGACCAUCAUUUAUGUAUCAAAUGGAUCAACAACAACAACAACCACAUCCAUUAUUAUUUGAUCCAAUGUAUGAAUAUGAACAACAACAACAACAACAAAAAAAACAACGACAACGAAAUAAAAGUUCUAAAUUAACAACCGAAUUAUUACCAUUGGAUACACAAUUACCAUUACAAAUGAUGGGAGAUUCUGCUCUGAUAUGUCGAAUACAAUGAAAAGUAAAAAAAAAAAAAAUUCCACAAUAGACAUGAUUUAUCAUAACAAAUACUGCUGUCAAAAAAAAACUAUAUCAGGGAGAAAAACAAAUUCUGUCAAAGACAUUUAUAAAAAAAAAGAAAAUAAUGACAAAACUCUAAUCAGAUAAAAGCAGAAUCUUGAUCAAAAAAAAAAUUGUAAUGACAAGAUAUUCUAUGAAAAAGGCAUGUCACCUAUUUUUACUAUUAAGAUGUGAUUCGAAUUUCUUAUUAUUUAUAUGUGUGUGUCAAUUAUUUUUGCAAAUCUAAUUAUACCUGUGUUCAUAAUAUAAUACCACAUAUAUAUGACAAAAAAAAACAAACCGAAACCGACAUUGACUACAAAACCAGCGAGACAACAAAAAAAAAAUCUAAUCAAAAUCAAUGUUUUUUCUCUCUCUCUCUCUCUGUAUAUUUUUUUAUAUUAUCUUGAUGAUCAUUAUUGGUGAUUGGAAAACGAAAACAAAAUAGAAAUCUUUGGUUGGUUGUGAAUUUUGGCCUUAUGAGAUAUGAUGAUGACAUACUUUUGACAACAACGUAUAUUUUGGAUUUGUUUAUGUUUAUAAACCAACGUUUUUUUUUUUUU
Molecule: messenger RNA, 1571 nt
Organism: Dermatophagoides farinae (American house dust mite)
Lineage: Eukaryota; Metazoa; Arthropoda; Arachnida; Sarcoptiformes; Pyroglyphidae
Source: RefSeq, a predicted model, not a curated record